CCCCCGGCUCUCUCCUUUCGGUGACGUGAGCAACCGCCGCCAUUUCGUGUGACCGAGCAGCAGCAGCAGAAGCAAGACAGAGGCGGCGGGAGGAGGAAGUCGGAGAAGGAAAGACGGUGGUAAAACAAACACUACAAUGGGAAACAUCUUUGCCAACCUAUUUAAAGGUCUCUUUGGAAAAAAGGAGAUGAGAAUUCUCAUGGUGGGCUUGGACGCUGCUGGAAAGACCACAAUCCUGUAUAAAUUGAAACUGGGCGAGAUUGUGACCACCAUCCCCACAAUAGGUUUUAAUGUUGAGACCGUAGAGUAUAAGAAUAUCAGUUUUACAGUCUGGGACGUUGGUGGUCAGGACAAAAUCAGACCUCUGUGGCGUCAUUAUUUCCAGAACACUCAGGGUCUCAUUUUUGUGGUAGACAGCAAUGACAGAGAGAGAACUAAUGAAGCUAGAGAGGAGUUAACAAGGAUGUUGGCAGAAGAUGAAUUACGGGAGGCUGUACUUCUAGUGUUUGCAAACAAGCAGGACCUUCCCAAUGCAAUGAAUGCUGCGGAAAUCACAGACAAAUUAGGCCUGCAUUCCCUACGUCAGAGAAACUGGUACAUCCAGGCAACCUGUGCAACCAGCGGGGAUGGUCUAUACGAGGGUUUAGAUUGGCUGUCCAAUCAGCUGAAAAAUCAAAAGUGAUCCCUCCCUGAGUGAAUACCACCCUCCCUCUGCCCCAAUUCCACCCAACUCCCAUCUUGUUCAGCUUCUUGGCAUCAGAGCUGGCCAGCGCCUCUGUUGCCUCCCAGGCGGGAAUGUCAUUUCCACACACAUUAGUGUCGUGUGUGUCUGCACGCCUGUUCGAGUGGGAGCAGUGAUCUCACACUGUGCCUUAUACAUGCUUAGCAGUAUUAAUACCCUCAACAAAACACUACCCACAAAUUAAACCAUCUGUACACAGCUUUACCCCUCUUUCCACCCUCGGGAUAAUCAAACAGUAGUGACAGAGAAAAGGCUAUGUACUAGUAUGCGGCAGUGUAGCCUAGUUUCUACUACAACAAAAUAAUGUAAUUUCUUCAUGCAUUAAUAUGCUAGACACAAACUUUUCCCAUUUUUGGCAAUAACUGCUGGUAUAUAAGGUUUCUUAAUAUGUGUUUUGCAAUUAAAAGAACUGAUCUGUUCCCAUGUGUAUCAACUUGCACUCUUAGAGAACCUGUUUGUGUAAGUUCUAUUUGGGUACUACACAGGGCACUAUUCCUCUCUAUUCCACCUGCUUGGGUGUAGGAAGCAGUGGGGAUUUUGUGCUGUGUGCACUGUAUAUUCUCUCCUAAUAGACAUAUCUCCCAAAUAAACGGUCCAGUUCAUCAUGUUGCUACCUCGGAUAAGCUUUUCAGAAACUAUAGCAGUUAUAAUUAGAGAUCAUUACGUGAAAACAAGUGGGGUUAGAUUUCCAAUAGCUGGUUAUGACAAUAAGAUGCCAGCAUGUUAAUACCAUAGGAAUUUUUUGUUGUAAUUUGCAUUUCAAUUGUUAGUCAUCGGGUUCUUGAGUUUUGUUCUUUUUUGAGCUAUAGGGGGUUUCAUAGCAUGUAUUGACCUAGUGCUGUGGUGUGACUUUGCUAUAUCUCACCAGCUAUACAGACUUGAUUCCCUGACUUGUUUACGCACACUGGGCUAAUUUUUAGAUAGUGAUUGGUGUAUCACAAGGUACAUCUACAAAAGGGGCAUGAUGGGUUAUUAUAGGAAAAUGCAUGUUCGACAAACUAUUCCAGGUAACUUAAAAAAAGAGUGAAUUUUGAAAUGACAGUCUCAUGAAAAUAAUUUUUCUUUCUAAAUACCUCAGACUUUCCAGCAUGCACACAUACAGCCAUUGCAUGCAACCUUUUGUGAAUAGCCCAUUUCUAAUUUGGAACAUGUUCCCUUCAUACUGACGUGCACAUAGCAUCCACCUGGCUGAUGGAGGCUACUGAGAUGUCUGCUCCCACUCCUCGCUGUGUUUUUUUGUUUUUUUAAAUGUUCUUUUUGGUAUGGGGUAUCUGAAAUGUGAUAUUCCUUACUUUGAAGGAAGUUUGUACAGUAGUAUUGUUCUAAUUUAUGAAUUUCAACCUUAUGCUCACCCACUCAUCUGUGUCAUCAUUUCUAGCCCUAUUUGUCUUAUCUGAAAGACCAAUGUUUUGUUAUAUAAGAAUGAAGGAGCAGAGGGAGGCAAGGGGUAUACAGAUGAAAGGGAAGUAAGCAGUCUGAUUUGCAGACAAUAAAAAGUAAAAGGUUAAAACUGGUAAAAGACACUUGUACUGGGCAAGUCUGCCUAGAAGACUUGUGGACACUGGCGCAGCUGUACAAAAUACCCAGGUUACAAGGACAUUGUACAUUGCAUCAGCUGGAUGUAUUACGAAUGUAGGUGGAUUCCUUAAAUAUAUAAUUUUACAAAUGGCAGUACACUUUAGUAUUGAGAAAUCAAUGGUUUUGUUAAAAUUUAAAAAAUCUUUCAAAUAUAUUUGUUCAGGGAAAAAUGUUUUCAAUUUUAAAUAAAUGAAAUCUUAUUCCUCCAGAUUCUAGAGGAGUCAUAUACUAUCUUUGUGUUUCUUUCUACCCUGGUAGUAGGGUUAAUCACCAGCAUUUUGACUCAAUCCAGAAUUAUAUCAAUAGUUCUCUCUCAAAUUAUAAUCUACAAACCCACAUUUUGUUGAUUUUGCUGGGAGUCGGUUACCUGUAUUGCGCAUGUGGCUUUGUGAGCUUUACAGCACACUAUUUAAAAUGGGAAUUUCUAUUUUCUUUUUAGCUGCAUCUAAAAUCUUUAGGUUUAUUUUGUGGGGACAGGGAUGUAGCUCUUACUGUUUUUAAAUAACAAUAUAUAUAUACUUCAGUCUGUAAAUGACACAGAUUUCAUAUCACCACCAGGCAUAUAGCACAUUGGAGCUUUAAAGUAAACUUCUUUUUUGUUAUUCUUUUCUUUUUUUUCCUGUAUAAAAUAAAAAAUGAAGAAAACCAGAUUUGAAAGUGUGAAAUGUGAUGUACAAUUGGACCGAAAUUUGAGUUUCUUUUUAGUUUUGUUUUCUAACCAUGUUGUAAUUUGUUUGAAAUACUCUAUAUUAAAAGUUCUGUAUUGGAAUAA
Pseudophryne corroboree (corroboree frog) is the source of this 3092-nucleotide messenger RNA. RefSeq names its product ADP-ribosylation factor 1-like. The transcript has 5 exons. Bases 137 to 682 code for a protein of 181 amino acids. Gene Ontology annotation, cellular component: plasma membrane; cytoplasm. The record is from RefSeq and is a predicted model, not a curated record. NCBI's taxonomy places the organism in Eukaryota, Metazoa, Chordata, Amphibia, Anura, Myobatrachidae. Gene Ontology annotation, biological process: vesicle-mediated transport; intracellular protein transport. Gene Ontology annotation, molecular function: GTPase activity; GTP binding.